AUGGCUGGCAGCAAGGCUGUUUUCCAGAAACAGGUGGAUGGUUUGGUGGAUUUUUUCCAUGAUUGGAAUUCGUACAAGAGAGGUUUUGGCAGUCGGCUGUCAGAAUUCUGGCUGGGGAACGACAAUAUCCACCUGCUGACGUCAAUUGGAACCCAGGAACUGCGCAUUGAUCUCAGGGAUUUUGAAGACAACCGUGUAUUUGCCAAGUACAAGUCAUUCAAAAUAUUAGGGGAGACUGAGAAAUACAAGCUGGUCCUUGGAGACUUUCUUGGUGGGACUGCAGGGGAUUCUCUAUCGGUUCACAAGGGCAUGGCCUUUUCAACCAAGGACGGUGACAAUGAUCAGAGCACAGACAACUGUGCUACAGACUGCCUGGGGGCCUGGUGGUACAAUGGAUGUCAUCACUCCAACCUGAAUGGAUUUUAUUGGCGGGAGAGACAAGAGAAGCAUGCUACUGGCAUAAACUGGUUGGCAGGAAAAGGUCAUGGCUAUUCCUAUAAGUUCUCUGAAAUGAAAUUUAGGCCGGUUUAGCCCAGCUGGAGGACCGCUGCAGGCUGCUCCCACUGAGGUGAGCAUUCAGCUCUGAUCAGGCUACAAAGGACUUUUGUCCAUGUGAAGAUUUAGUUUACGGCAAGCUGGGGUGUGAACCUACCCCUCGCUCGCCUGACACGCACUAACCGUGGACCCUCCUGACACCCACUAACAGUUCAUUAGUGCACGUUGAAAAGGGAGUAGGUUGAAGCACACUAAUGAACCGUUCGUGUCCAUCAGCCGGGGCCACACAGAUAGUGUGUGGCAGGCUAUUGUGAGGUAGACUCGCACCCCAGCUUGCUGCAAAUGAAAUGUUCAUGUAGGCAAGCCCUUCGAUGGUUUUUCGCCAUAUGUAUGUUUGUUUUUAAUGCACGUUCUGUGUUUUUUGUGGACAGGGUCUCCCCUGCCUGAGGGUGGGAGAUACUCACCUCAUUUUGCAGCCACUACUUUUCACUUGAUCGUUUCUCAUCCAUUUCCACCUGCGGCCACCACUGAUAGCACAGCGCCUCUCCAGCUAACGGAGCUGCCCCAGGCACCCACUGGAACACAGGUGAAGAAGAGAGAUCAGACUUAUGAGGAGAGCACUGGGUGGCUCCCUCCUCUUCCUGAGACACCAAGUUUGUCAUGUCUGCCAUCAAAUCCAUCUCCAGACACUCGGGGAAUGGAAAUCCUAAAAUGGUCUAAAAACCAGGCUGGUGCCCUGCAUAGCUGUGUCCUCCCUUGCCACUGCAGGUGCUACCACCCCUUCAUCAAGUGACCAUGUGCUGUCAGGACUUCUGCUCUCCUGGCCGGAUCCGUUUUUAAAAGUUGGACUGUUUGUGUUCUUCUCUCAAGCUUUUUUUAUUUUAAGGCGCAAUUAAUAUUAAUAUGGUUAAGAUGAGAGAUGGGCCCACGCUUGCAAAUUCAGAUUUGGAUCCAAACGUCUCCAAAUUUCAGAGCUGUUCCGUUCUGUGAUCCUGGUUUUAGUCCAUCUCUUGCUGUGAUUUCCCGACUGUGAGAAAGAAAACAAAUGUUGUUCCGCUUGGAGAGCAGCUUCCUCUUAAUGCAAGUAAUGUGUACGCAACAUGGUAACAAUUGGGAGUUUUUCUGUGUAAUGCACCUUUAAAUAUCUAGGUGUCUGCAGUCUAUGGAGAGCUACCUUUUUGUGUUUGGUUCAGCUGCAGACUUUAAGGAACAGAAGCAAACAUUGUGCUCUGUCUCCUGGAGACUUUGCUUUUGUUCUUUCUUCUCUUAUUAUUUUCCCUUCUUCUAAAAUAAAAGCCGUUUAGACUGCAAAUGCAUGGCUGGGCUUUGUUUCUGGAUAGCUUUCCAAUUAACAUUUCAGCUGUUUGGUUUGAUACCUUUGGUUCUGUCUAAGCAUUUGGGGAGUGUUGUGUAGAUAGUGUAGCCUUGCUGUCCUGUACAUCACUGCCCACUGAAUGUUCACUAGGGAUUUCCCCUUAUGAAACAAACACAUUUCCUUAAGUUGAUAAGAUGCAAUCAGAGCUGUCGCCACGUGUUUCACAAUACUGGAAAU
This is a messenger RNA of Trachemys scripta elegans, 2047 nucleotides long. Its product is annotated as ficolin-2-like. The record is from RefSeq and is a predicted model, not a curated record. Lineage: Eukaryota; Metazoa; Chordata; Testudines; Emydidae. The transcript has 4 exons. The coding region runs from base 1 to 531 and encodes 176 amino acids.